AAGAAAAAAAAGAGAAAAAGGUUCAAACGGCAUUGGGCUUUCUUUUUAAGGCAGAGAGAUUUUUUUUUUUGGCUUUCAACAGCUCAAUUAAUUGAAAAGCUUGGUGGGCUGUACAUAAAUUGUUUGGGUCAUUGUUAGAAUCCAAAUCAGGAUACAUUGUCCCUAUUUAGCGGCAUGUCCUCCAAUAUAAUGAAGAGAGAGAGAGAGCCAUAUGCCCUAAUUUUAAAGUGCAUUGGAAGAACAAAUUUGGGCUGUUUGUCAGAUCCUGUCAUGGCCUUAAAGCUCUGUCCGAACUGUGGCCGAAUGUCAGUGCCAUAUCCGCUUAGCACCGGACCAGAUUGUGGUGACCCCUGGUACAAAGUUCGCUGCAAUGCAGGAACACUCAGGUUGGAUGGUCUCAAUGGAUCAUCCUACAUGAUCACUUCUAUCAAUCCGAUGACUCAGACCCUGAUCAUCCGUCCGCCAGGUUUUGCCCAGAACACCUGCAUGGCAGCUGAUUUUGGAAGCCAAGGAAUUCAGCUAGACAGCAACCUCCCUUUUAACAUAACUAGCACCAACACUGUCAUGAUCAUGAAUUGUAGCAUCGCGGUCCUGCAAGAAUAUGCAGCGCUCAAUUGUAGCUCGACAAGCAUCUGUCAUGACUACAUAAAGGGCAACCAAGAGGCCAGAGCAAAAUGUAGAGCAUUACCGGUUUGCUGUUGGUUUGUAACAGGGGGAACUGUACAUGCCCACAGAAUCAGGGUUCGCCCUGAAAGAUGCUCAGCUUAUCAAAGUUUUGUGAAUUUGGAUAUGAACUUGCCAGUCAGUAAGUGGCCUGCGCCAGGGCUGGAGAUAGAGUGGCUAACGCCAGAAGAACCAAGAUGUAAGCUGCCGGAAGAUUGCAAUGGUUUAUUGAAUUCAGUGUGCUUGCCAGAUCCGGUAAAUGUUGGGCAAAGAAGGUGCUUAUGCAAGUCCGGGUUUCAAUGGGACCCCAUCCAUGGAAUUUGUCGAGAUGUGAAGUGUAAACAUGGGAGAAGUUGCAAGCAUCAAAAGAAGAAGACAUCCAUCCUUGGAGGUGCAGCCUUUGCAGGAGGUGCAAUCCUAAUUGGACUUGUUAUUACCAUUGUUAUAAUCUACAAGCAACGGAAGCACUGUGAGAGAGAAGCUGAAGUCAGUUUAACAAAGGCCCAUAAAGAUCUGUUAAUCUCCAACAGUGGCAAACUGGCCAAAUUUUUCACUAGCAAAGAGAUAGCAAAAGCAACAAACAACUUCUCCAAAGACAAACUCCUUGGCUCAGGAGGCUUCGGUGAGGUCUUCAAGGGCAUUCUUGAUGAUGGAACAAGGAUAGCUGUCAAGCGAGCUAAGCUUGGAAACGCCAAGGGCGUUGAUCAAAUUAUCAAUGAGGUCCGAAUUCUUUGCCAAGUGAACCAUAGAAACCUAGUCAAACUCCUCGGCUGUUGUGUUGAGCUACAGCAACCUCUUUUGAUAUAUGAGUACAUCCCAAAUGGUAACCUUUUCGAUCAUCUUCAUAUGGCCUUCUCAGGUAAAGGGGUUACACUCUCAUGGCACCGCCGGCUUGGCAUUGCCUACCAGACAGCACAAGGGCUUGCCUAUCUCCAUUCUUCUGUGGUUCCACCUAUAUACCACCGUGACAUAAAAUCAAGCAACAUUUUGUUAGAUGAGAAUCUUGAUGCUAAAGUUUCCGAUUUCGGGCUUUCCAGGCUUGGUUUGAGUGAUGUGAGUCAUGUUACAACUUGUGCUCAAGGAACUUUAGGUUAUCUUGACCCAGAAUAUUACCUUAACUUCCAAUUGACUGAAAAGAGUGAUGUGUACAGUUUUGGAGUAGUUUUAUUGGAGCUAUUGACUUCCAAGAAAGCAAUUGAUUUUAACAGAGAAGAAGAAGAUGUGAACCUGGUGGUUUUUGCUAGGAAAAUUCUCAAAGAAGAAAGGUUCAUGGAUAUCAUCGAUCCUAAUCUUAUACAGGGAGCUGGCAAAAUGGAAUUAGAGACAAUGAAGGCUCUGGGAUUUUUAGCAGAAUCAUGUUUGAAUGAGAGAAGGCAGAAUCGACCUUCAAUGAAAGCAGUUGCUCAGGAGAUUGAGAGUCUUAUGAGUGUUGUCAAGUGAAUAGUGCCAGAACCAUUUAGCAAAUACAUUGCAUUUUUAGUCAUUACAAAAUGACAAAAUAUUUGCAAGAGAGUUCUUAUUUGUAGCAGCACCUUUAAUAAUUGCCUUUUUCUCUCUUGUAUUUUGCCAAGAGAAUUUUUUGUUUA
Messenger RNA from Theobroma cacao (cacao), 2249 nucleotides. Lineage: Eukaryota; Viridiplantae; Streptophyta; Magnoliopsida; Malvales; Malvaceae. The record is from RefSeq and is a predicted model, not a curated record.